Messenger RNA from Corythoichthys intestinalis (scribbled pipefish), 2767 nucleotides. It is a transcript of the gene mtap, whose product is annotated as methylthioadenosine phosphorylase. Gene Ontology annotation, biological process: nucleoside metabolic process. Gene Ontology annotation, molecular function: S-methyl-5-thioadenosine phosphorylase activity. Bases 146 to 832 code for a protein of 228 amino acids. Gene Ontology annotation, cellular component: cytosol. NCBI's taxonomy places the organism in Eukaryota, Metazoa, Chordata, Actinopteri, Syngnathiformes, Syngnathidae. The transcript has 7 exons. The record is from RefSeq and is a predicted model, not a curated record.
AUUGGCGUUUCCGAGCUUUUAUUUUGAAGGACACCUCAACCAGGAAGAGAAAUGUCGGGUCUUUCCUAGCUACACAAAGUAAAGAAGCUUCAACUUGCUCGGCUCGUAUUUUUCUGCAAUAUUCUCAAUAUUGGGCAUUUUCACCAUGUCUUCUUCGACACCCAUUAAGAUUGGAAUUAUCGGCGGUUCGGGUCUUGACGACCCUGAUAUAUUGGAGGGAAGAACGGAACGUUAUGUUGACACGCCGUAUGGAAAGCCAUCAGAUGCCUUGGUAUUGGGAAAAAUAAAAAAUGUUGACUGUGUGCUCCUAGCAAGGCAUGGAAGACAACACACCAUCAUGCCAUCCAACGUAAACUACCAGGCCAACAUCUGGGCGCUGAAGAAGGAGGGCUGCACACAUCUGUUGGUCACCACGGCAUGUGGGUCGCUGCGAGAGGAGAUUCAACCUGGUGACAUCGUCAUCAUUGAUCAAUUCAUUGACCGGACCACCAAGAGAGCUCAAACCCUUUACGACGGUCAGCCCACCAGUCCUCCCGGUGUCUGUCACAUUCCCAUGGCCGAGCCUUUCUGCAACAGAACUAGGGAGGUGCUAGUGGAGGUGGCCCGCACACUGGGCAUCAAGUGCCACGCGAGGGGCACCAUGCUUAGCAUCGAGGGGCCUCGCUUCUCGUCACGGGCCGAGAGCCUGAUGUUCCGCCAGUGGGGCGCCGACGUUAUCAACAUGACCACCGUGCCCGAGGUGGUCCUUGCCAAGGAGGCGGGAUUGUGCUAUGCCAGCAUCGCCAUGGCGACGGACUACGACUGCUGGAAGGAGCACGAGGAAGCGCGAUAAAUGUCCAAUCCAUUUGAACUGGUGGGGCAGACAGAAAGAAAAAUGUAAGCAGUUUUUUUUUUCUGCACAUAUGUAUUAUACACCCAAAUUUGUGAUUUUUUUUGUUGUUGUUGCAAAAAAAGUAGAAAGGCAACAGUGCCUUGACCUAAAUUUACCCCUUCAUAACUUUUGUUUGUGUCACCUACUCAACGGCUUGACCUCAUGUUAUUUGCCCGGAUGAAGACUGAAGCUUAUGACUCACCGUGAGUCAGCCUCUUCUGUCAGGGCUAUACCGGAGGCUGCCAGCUGAGAAGACAGAGUGGGGGGUGGUGGAUGUGCCGGGUGCCGGCGGCAUUACAGGAGGUAGUUGUGAAGCAGAGGCGAGCGGAAGGAUGUGGCGAGCAUUGGUUGAAGAGGUCAGCGGCAGGAACUCAGGAAGCAGACGAUCACCGAAGGCUGCCGUUAUCACUGAGUUAUGGCUCUCAAUAUUUAACACUUGCCCAAAAUAAUUCUAUUCAGUCUGACCACUGGUGUUAACGUUUUGGUUGCUGAUUACAAAAUAGGUCAGGUUUUUCUCUACAGUUUAGCCAUUUACUAUGUUGUUACUUUAAGGAGACAAAUAACCAUAUCGUUUGUAAAAGCAUGAUAUUAAGUAAACAUUGCAAUCAUGCCUGUUUCUUUUAUAUUUCAUUGUAUGUCAGUGUUUGAACAUUUUUAUAAAACAAACAUAUAUGUUAGAUAGGCGGCUCUGGCCUUCCUGUGUGUAGUUUGCAUGUUCUCCCAGCGCCUGUGUGGGUUUUCUCUAGGUACUUCGGUUUUCUCCCACAUCCCAAAAAUAUGCAUGGUAGGCUGAUUGAACACUCCUAAUAGUCUGUCGGCGUAAGUGUGUGCGUGAAUGAUUGUCUCCAUGUUCCCUGUGACUGGCUGGCAACCAGUUCUGGGUGUACCCUGCCUCCUGCCCGUUGUUAGCUGGGAUGAGUGUUGUUAAUAACGGCGUUACAGUAUAACAGCGUUAUUUUUUUCAGUAGUGAGUAAUCUAAUUACUUUUUCCGUCUUUGCAACUGCGUUACCGUUACUCAGGAUGUGAAGGGGCACGUUGCCACGGUACUACACACUAGAGCUGAAACGAAUACUCGAGCAACUCGAGUUUAAAAACUGAUCCAAGUAAUUUUAUUCACCUCGAGUAAUCGUUUAUUUUGACAGCUCUAAGCAUCACGUUUUGCUCGGACUACUUUUAAUGCGGGACAACGCGCUGAUGUCACGUGCGUAGAGGAAGAAACAAAAAAACAAAAAAAAUUACCACAGCCGCUACAAACGACGCCGACGUUGCUAAAUACUAGCCCGCGCGAUGCUACGUUGGUAGCAGGUAGCGUCUGAUGAGUGUCAUAGAGAUCACAUGUAUGUUGAACUAGUUGCGAAAUGACAGACUCAGCCGCAUCUGGGCAGCGUUAGUAAACAGUUGCCAUCUUAAAGCAGUAGAGCGCUAAGCGCUAAUAAAGAGCGCUAAGCGCUAAUAAAUAAGAUUAACGUUACUGUCACUAGCUCAAGUAACGUUAGCCCUGCGGAGGGCUAGGUUUCUAUUAAUUAUGACCACUUUCGAUGCGUGGCUAACGUGUCUUACAUACAGGCUUUAACAUAACAUAGCGUUGUGGAGUGAUGAGGGUGUAAAAUAAAAACUCAAUCAUGCUAACUAUCAAUUUUAGCGCAGUAGUCAUUGGUGAAUAAAACAAGUAGCACUGGUCCCUAAUGUGCUCCAAUACAGCCUGUAUAAUACAUUUAUUUUGAACACUGCAAAAACUCAAAAUCCUAUCAGGACUUACAGUUUAGACUAACUUAAAACUUAACUAGAACUUAAAAAUGGCUUGACACAAAUAGAAAUUUAAUUGAAACACGUGGGAAAAAAUCCUAACUUUUAAGUGAUGUGUGUUAUCAAGCGUAACGGCAUUUUUAGGUAUU